Mus pahari (shrew mouse) is the source of this 1300-nucleotide messenger RNA. It is a transcript of the gene Lyrm7, whose product is annotated as LYR motif containing 7. The transcript has 5 exons. NCBI's taxonomy places the organism in Eukaryota, Metazoa, Chordata, Mammalia, Rodentia, Muridae. The record is from RefSeq and is a predicted model, not a curated record. The coding region runs from base 1 to 402 and encodes 133 amino acids. Gene Ontology annotation, biological process: mitochondrial respiratory chain complex III assembly.
AUGCGGAGCGUCGCCAGCUGUGCCCCGGUCCUGAUUGGUUGCCAAGAGGGGGCUUCUUCAGAGGCGGAGUCAGCGGCGUGGGGAGCCAUGGGUCAGCCCGCCAAGGUUUUACAGCUCUUUAAAACACUGCACAGGACCAGGCAGCAAGUUUUUAAAAAUGAUAAGAGAGCACUGGAAGCAGCCAGAGUAAAGAUAAAUGAAGAAUUCAAAAAACAUAAAAACGAGACCUCUCCAGAGAAAAUAAAAGAGAUGAUGAAACUAGGUUCUGAUGUGGAAUUAUUGCUCAGAACAGCUGUUAUUCAAGGAAUUCACACGGACCAUGACACACUGCAACUGGUCCCCAGGAAAGAUCUUCUCACAGAAAAUGUGCCAUACUGUGAUUCGCCAACCCAGAAGCAGUAAAGUGUCUAGGAGAAAAUGUGCCAUACUGUGACUCGCCAACCCGGAAGCAGUGAAGCGUCCAGGAUAAGCGCACUUCUGCUCCUUCCCACUUUAAAUACAUACCUGGCAAAUGUCCUGGACAUGCAUUUGUUUCUCUCUGAAGUGCACGUUGCAAAUGAGCAACGGGCUGAGGACUAGGGAGGAGAUAGACAUGCCUCUCACUGACAUGGGCAACUGAAGGCCUGGGGAGGCGGGGCACUCCUCUCUUUCUCUUUGGUAGGUCUUUUGGUCUUACCAAAGCUGUUUGCCAGUGAAGCACCAAAUUGGUGACUUUUCAUCUCAUGGGACACACAUAGCUAAAUACAAAAAUGCUACAUUAAAUUGAUGUUUAAUCCCCAAAUUAUUAAGUUGGUAAAAAAAAAAAUCUUUCUGCCAGCUCUCUUCUGAAAGCAGCCGUUGUUUCCCAAAGUCCCAUGGUUAUUUCUGCGGCUAACAAAUAAUUACGUAGUGUAUUUCUCUGCAUUCUUACAAAGACAACGUUCCCCUUUUUGUUUUGUAUGCAUGGGUGUUUUGCCUGCAUAAAUGUCUAUGCACCAUAUGUAUGCAGUGCCAUGCCUGCAGAGGUUGGGAGAGGGAGUUAUAGAUGGUCAUGAGUUUCCUAGAAGAACAGCCAAUGCUCAAAGCACUGAGCCAUCUCUCUAGCCCCUAUAAAGACAUUAGCUAGAUGAAAUAUCAAAGUCACUCUGGGUCACUAUAGAAUAAACACAUCCUCUUUAGGAAGUAGUGACCUCCUGUCAGAUGGCUUGUGGUCUUUGUAAACGUAACUGUAUUUAGUUCACAGUUAGACUUUGCUGUGAAAUGUUGUAGAUAAUAUCUCUCUCUCUCUCUCUCUCUCUCUCUCUCUCUCUCUCUCUCUCUC